Molecule: messenger RNA, 12993 nt
Organism: Diabrotica virgifera virgifera (western corn rootworm)
Lineage: Eukaryota; Metazoa; Arthropoda; Insecta; Coleoptera; Chrysomelidae
Gene: flz
Product: serine protease filzig
Exons: 5
Coding region: 198-3065 (955 amino acids)
Biological process (GO): proteolysis
Molecular function (GO): serine-type endopeptidase activity
Source: RefSeq, a predicted model, not a curated record
CUUUCGUUAGGUCGUACCCGCUGUACCACUCGUACGAUCGACGUUAAAGACAUCGCUGAAAUAAGAUUAGUACCACCGCCUGAAGGAGUACUACCGGCGACGAAACGCUUUAUAUUUUUUUAAAUACGGAAAUGUGCUCGAAGCGGAGCUAAUUUUUAGUGUUUGUUGCUAAUAGGGAUUUAGUUGUAACUUUUAAGAUGAAAAUUGACGUUGUAGUGAGUUUGUGUCUGUUGGGAUACUUUUUUAAGGAUGUAGGAAGUGCUCAGGUCAGGCAGAAUAAAAUAGGUGCAAGAAAGCUGUUUGGAGGUUACCGAAUCACACCUAGAUAUUGCAAGCCGAGCCGCCCACCUGCAGAACCUUUGGGUGGUCCAAAUAUAUGUAUGUUCAACCACGAAUGUAGACAAAAGAAUGGCCUAGUAGUUGGUGCGUGUAUGGACGGUUUUCUCUUCGGAGCUUGCUGUCAACUUCCGCCGGGAGUUUCUGUUGGGGAAUUUGUGGAAGAAGAAUCUGUUUCUCCAUAUAUAGUAGAAAAUGGUAUUUCAACUAGAAGACCCAUUACGACCCCUUUGGAUAUAACUUCGCUUGGAGUUUCACAAAUAGCCGAAUCCUUACUCAACCCUGGAGUGCUUCCUACUGCCAUGGAUAAUGAAGUAGUUCAAGUUAGUAGUAAUCAACACUUUUCUACUGCUGGUGUGACACAUCCAGAAGCACCAGACACUUUGCUAGUUAAUCAACUAGAGAACGAAAUCGACCCUGGCUACUUUAUGCCUACUAGUCAACCUGUCGACGAAAAAAGAACAACUCUUAAAAAUGACGAAUAUCAAAAUACCCCUAUCAUAGCUAUAUCGAUAUCCAAUGCACCUUUAGAGUACACCACGGUUUCUGGUUUCAGCAAACCAAUCUUUAGACCAAAACCAAUCAAGCCUAAUGAUAAUAAUUACGUUAGAAUUCCUACUAUCAAUCAUAAUGCUCCAAAACCCAACAAAACACAAGAAUAUGAUUCAAUUGUAAAUAUAUUACAGGUUAUAAAUGGCAAUGCUACGCGAAGACCGACUCUAGCUACGCGAAUACCACCAACAGAAGUUGUAAUUACUUCUAGAAAACCACCUUCUACAUCCUAUGUUUUCAGUACUACCCUCCCACCAAGACGCACACAACCCACCAAAAAGAAAUCCACUACAAAAUCCACUAAGGUCCCUAACUCUUCUUUCUUUACUUCUACUAAAACAACAUACGCCUAUUCUCCUACUGCGUUCGUUACAUCCAUUAAACCUCCUUCUACAUCAUACGUGUAUAGCUCUACUCCACCAAGACGUCCCCCAGCAUCAUCAACUAUGACUUCACACAUCGUGGGUCCAACAUUUAGCGUUAGUUCAAGACCAGUCUCAAGUACAUUCUCGACCCCAGCUCCUACUAUAAUAGUUUUAGGACCAGUAACCGAUGAAAUUGGCACAGAAUAUACAAAACCAAGUACAUACCAACAGCAACAGUAUCCCGUUACCUUGCAAAGACCUACUGCGUUGCCACAACGAAAACCAGCUACUGGUAAACCAGUUCACCACGUCACUAUUAAUCAGCAUGUUACACAAAAUUAUUAUAGUACAACGGAAAGACCUCUGCUUAACUCCUACGGUUCUAGUGAAAGACCCUCCCCAACUAUUUUGAUUACUCCAAAACCUAGUUCAUCCUUCAGGCCGCAGGAUUAUUCAGACAUUAUUGAAGUGGGAACUAUACCUUCAGCACCAGAUGAUGAUAAUAUUAAUUUCCCACCUGUAAGAAACCCCAACCUAAAUAUGUCCAACAUUCACACGUUGAACGAAAAUGAUAUCACUACACCAGUAUUUAUAGAGGAUGAAGCAUUAAAUGCGAAUGUAGAAUCAUUCGUAAAUAAAAUAAUAGAAGGUUUACAAGAACCUUUCCACGGACUGAAAGAUGUUGUUUACAACCGAAGAAAUUCCACGAUCUUAUCAGUAGGUACCACUACAAAGAGUACCACAAAAAAACCUUUGAAACAAGGAAAUGUCACUAAAAAACCAGUAAUUACGACAUUAAGACCAGCAGCUACUACUUUAAGGCCAGUAAACACAAGAAUCACAACUACCUCGAGACCUGGAACUACUACAAGGCGACCUGGAAAUAGAAAAACUACACAAAUAGUUACAACUAAAAAGCCAGUCACUACUAUUAAGAAGACAAAACCAACCAAGAAGCCCUUAACAACUACUCCAACGUUUAUUGAACACUCUACAGACAAUGUGGUCAUUGAUAGUGAAGAUUACAGGACACAAUGUGGUAUCCGUCCAUUAGUACGCGCAGCCAAAAUCGUUGGAGGAAAAGGAGCGCAAUUCGGAGAAUUUCCUUGGCAAGUGCUGGUUAGAGAAUCCACCUGGUUGGGACUAUUUACCAAAAACAAGUGCGGAGGCGUACUAAUUAGUCACAAGUACGUCAUGACUGCUGCCCAUUGCCAGCCAGGAUUUUUGGCAUCACUCGUAGCCGUUUUUGGAGAGUUCGAUAUAUCUGGAGAUUUGGAGAAGAAGAGGCCCAUUAGCAGAAAUGUCAAGAGGGUGAUAGUACACAGACAAUAUGAUGCACAGACGUUUGAGAAUGACUUGGCGCUGUUGGAACUCGAACAACCGGUGCAGUUUGAUCAACACAUACUUCCCAUCUGUCUUCCACGAGAUAACGAAGAUUUCGUAGGGCGCAUGGCCACAGUUACAGGAUGGGGCCGCCUUAAAUAUGGAGGUGGAGUACCAUCUGUGCUCCAAGAAGUCCAAGUUCCUAUUAUGGAAAAUCCUGUAUGUCAAGAGAUGUUCAGGACAGCAGGACAUUCGAAGGUUAUACUAGAUUCGUUCCUAUGUGCAGGGUAUGCAAAUGGACAGAAAGAUUCUUGCGAGGGUGAUUCUGGUGGACCUUUAGUACUUCAACGGCCGGACGGAAGAUACCAGCUAGCCGGUACAGUUUCCCACGGAAUCAAAUGCGCAGCACCGUACUUGCCAGGAGUAUACAUGAGGACACAAUUCUUCAAACCUUGGAUAACAUCUAUAACAGGUGUUACGGCGCCGUAGGUUAGAACAAAGUGAUUUUAGGAAAAAAAAUUUACGUCUUGUUAAUGUAAUGUUGAUGAAACUUUUCGAGCAUUGCUUUAAUGAUUGAAGUCCUGAUUUAUUUUUGUACAGAGUGUAACAUAUAAGACAACAGUUUUUAUAAUCAAAACGGUUUUAUAUCAAAACGAUAUAUUAUAAACCAGAUUAAUUUUCAAAGGAUUUAUAUAUGAGUUGUUGGCAUAAGUCAGCUGGCAAAUUUGCAACAAAUAAUUACGUUUUUACAACAAGUGUUCAAAAUUUUCACCAUUCACCAAAUUCAGACCUUAAGUAUGCCCCAGAAUCCAUAGGAGUAAUGUCUGUCGGCCCUGGAGCUCACGGUUUCUUUCCAGGUCUACCGGUUCACCCAGGAAAAUGCUGGUUUAGCAUAAUUUAGCUUCGUUUCCUAGGACGUCAGUUGACUUAUGCCUACCGCUGUAUUAGUCUAGUCCUAGUAUAUACGAGCAAAAACGCUACACGAGUUAAACAUCUUCUUGCCAAAAACUUUAUAUGAAACAGAGGUAAGAACAAAAUGUUCCAGGAACCAGAUAUAGAAAUAGAGUUAUAACUGGAAGAAAAAUGUUUUUUCUGCAGACGUCCCGAAAAUAAAACUUUCGGUAUGAUUUAUUAAAUCGAAAGUACCAUUUUACACAACUCGUACCGAAAGUAGCUACUUUUGGGACUAAUUUUUUCACUUUCGGGACGCUUUUUUUACUUUCGGGACGAUUUUGGUUAGCUAGGUAACGGCUUUGACAAUAACAUCAACUUUAUAUUUUAUUAUGACAGAUUCAGAGAUUGAAAAUGGCCGCAACCAAAUUAAUAUCUCAAAAAAUAGUAAAAGUACUGACAUGUCUAACACUAAUUUCAAUACUGCCACUUCUGUUAAUAUUCCUAACAAUAUCAAUGUAAAUAAUUGUUAUAAUUGUAAAAAAACAGAUAACGGCAGUUUUGUUUUAGUUUGAUUCAGAGUUGGACCACCAUCUCCAGAUAGCUAUUUCUGCAUCUCAUGCAUCCUCGGUGGAGCUAUGCAGUCACAACUCUGAAACAAACAUUAACAACCCUGCCUAUUUAAGGCGAACCAUCGCGAUGCAAUGAUUCCACCUUUGAGACGCUAUCUAGCGACAUCUCUCGCAAUAAGAGGAAAACAACGAGAAGCCCCAGAUACAAAGUUUACUUCUUUUUAAACAAUUAGAAUAAUUGAAAUUAAAAAUAUAAUAAACAAUAUUUUAAAUCUAAGACUUUUCGCUAAUAAACUUCUUUCUGGCUGCAUCCUGUAUCUCAGGUUUUUACAAUAUAUAAACACAGAGACGACGAAAAUAGGAGAAAGCAAAUAUAUGACACUUUGGCCACGCAUUUACCUUCCCUUCGUCAAGAAAAAGGACCGAAAGACAGUUUAUAAUACUCAAUUCUGAGUAAAGAUUAAAAAAUAGAUAACGGUAGUUUUGUUUUAAUUUGAUUCAGAGUUGGACCACCAUCUCCAGAUAGCUAUUUCUGCAUCCCAUGCGUCGUCGGUGGAGCUAUGCAGUCACAACUCUGAAACAAACAUUAACAACUCUAAAUCAAAUUAAAACAAAACUGCCGUUAUCUCUUUUUUCAUCUUUACUCAGAAUUGAGUAUUAUAAACUGUCUUUCGGUCCUUUUUCUUGACGAAGGAAGGUAAAUGCGUGGCCAAAGUGUCCUCUAUUUGCUUUCUCCUAUUUUCGUCGUCUCUGUGUUUAUGUAUUGUAAAAACCUGAAAAACAGGAUGCAGCCAGAAAGCAGUUUAUUAGCAAAAAGUCUUAGAUUUAAAAUAUUGUUUAGUAUAUUUUUAAUUUCAAUUAUUCUAAUUGUUUAAAAAGUAGUAAACUUUGUAUCUGGGGCUUUUCGUUGUUUUCCUCGUAUUGCGAGAGAUGUCGCUAGAUUGAGUCUCAAAGGUGGAAUCAUUGCAUCGCGAUGGUUCGCCUUAAAUAGGCAGGGUUUACCAGGGCAGGGACCACCAUCUCCAGAUAGCUAUUUCUGCAUCCCAUGCGUCCUCGGUGGAGCUAUGCAGUCACAACUCUGAAACAAACAUUAACAACUCUGAAUCAAAUUAAAACAAAACUGCCGUUAUCUCUUUUUUCAUCUUUACUCAGAAUUGAGUAUUAUAAACUGUCUUUCCGUCCUUUUCCUUGACGAAGGGAAGGUAAAUGCGUGGCCAAAGUGUCCUCUAUUUGCUUUCUCCUAUUUUCGUCGUCUUUGUGUUUAUACAUAUAUUGUAAAAAUCUGAGAUACAGAAUGCAGCCAGACAGCAGUUUAUUAGCGAAAAGUCUUAGAUUUAAAAUAUUGUUUAUUAUAUUUUUAAUUUCAAUUAUUCUAAUUGUUUAAAAAGUAGUAAACUUUGUAUCUGGGGCUUUUCGUUGUUAUAAUUGUGUUAUUAAUAUUCAGAAGUAGAUUUUUCUAAUGUUGAAUUCACGAGAGUAACUUUAAAGUGUUUAAUAAAAGUUCAUAAGUAAAGUUUAUCGAUAUAUUCUUUUUAACAUACAAAACGGAUGCAGAAAAUAUAUUGUACGUAACACGAUCCAAAAGUGAUUUUACGAGACUCGCAUGAUUCCAGGAUUCGCCUACGGCUCGCCCUGGAAACUUCCUACUCCUCUUGUAAAAUAUCACUUUCGGAAAUUGUUACGUAAAUUACUAAUCUCUUAUUCUUAUCAGUGACUAAAAUUAUUAUUAUUUUGACAUAAUGUUGCACUCUAACAUAUAUUUUUGGUAGCUAGUCAUACAUUAUUUAAAAGAAUUUAUAAUUAGGGCUUUUGUCAUUUAAUUUGUCCACUAUGAAGGUAAACAAGUAAACAACGUAUAUUAAUCAUUUCAGUUGCAGGCACAAAAUUAGUAGCGCCCAAAACAUUUUCAUAAUUAAUGUUAAUUACUGCACCCCACUAAAUGAACCAUAAUUUUGAAGUUAAUUUCCUUUUUGACAGAAUUUCAUUUGUUUUUUCAACUUUCGACUAACGAAUUAAUGUACUUACUAAUGUUUUCUGAGAAAUGUCAACGUUUUACUCAUAUACAGGGUGUAAAAAUAAAGUUGUGUUUUGAAAACCCACCAUUUAAAAAAAGGUAAUACCUUCCUCAUGAAACUUUUUUUGAUUCAGUUACUCAUGUCGGAUCGGAAAACUUUUAUAUUUCGGAAAAUUUUCGAGAGGAGGGUAUUUCGUAAAUAUAGAGGUUUCCAAACUUUGAUGUGUGUGUGUGUCCGAGAACUGGAAUACCUUUAAAAAUUUGUAGGAUAAUAUUACCAGUAAAUUAUUGUAAGUAUUUUUAUCAAACAAUUUUGCGAAAAAAUAUCGGUUCUUUUGAUGUGUGUAAAUUAAAUACUUCCUAGCUGAGCGCUUUCGGCUUAUAAAGCCAUCUUCAGAGCUAUGCUACAAUAAAAAGGUCUCUAAUGAAUAAUUGAUUUUAGAAUUCAAAAUUUAACUUACGUCAAAAGGUUCCAAAUACCACUAUGAAAAGAGAUGGAUCCCAUGUAUGAUAUAAAAAUAAUUCUAUUUUCUUAUGCAGUUUUUUUAAUUGAUGGAAGAAAAAUUGGAAAAAAACCUUGUGUGACUUGUGUGAAUGCUCAACUUUGCUAUUGUUUUGAGGUCGGAAAAGUUAAAAACAUCUAUUAAUAGCACAAAGGACUUUCACACGAAAAAUUACAUUACAUAAAACGAAUAUUUGAUCAUGGUAAGGUCAAGAAACCUUACCAUCUGAAGUCUACGGUGUCAGAAUGCAGAAUGGCGGCAUGUGGCAUGUAGGCUUUUAAUGACAGCCGACACAGACAAGGAUAUGCUCGUUAAGGUGCUUUCACUUUUUCCCAUAUCAAGUGACAGUUGACAUAUGACAUUUUAGCAUAUGAAUUGAACAACUUUUCAACAAAGUCAGUAGUUACAUACAUCUAGUUUUAAAAAAUAUAAUGAAAUACAUAUUGAGAAAAGACUUAAGGUCCAAGAUAAAUCAGUUGACAGAUUAUCCUUUAAAAACUGAACUCAAAUCUUUUUUAAAUAGUACAGGAUGUAAAGAAGCUUGAUGGUGAAGUUUUUCUAUUAUUGAGUAAGUCGCAAAUUUCAUUAGGUGCACUAUGGGUGUCUUGAAGAUGGAAAAUAAAUUAAGAAUGAAGUGGCUGAAGAUAAAAUCGACAAACUAAAUAAAAGUGGUAUUUACAAGCUGUCUUGUGGGGAUUGUAACAUGACUUAUGUAGGCAGAACUAUGAGGACCCUUUCUCAAAGGAUCAAGGAACAUCUCAACAAUCUAGAAAAAUCCAACUUUGGUUAUCACGUUAAAUUUAGCAACAAUUCCUAUUCCUUCGCCCCUUCCAAAAACAGUACAAUUUUACAUAACAUACCAACCAAAAACUACAGACAAAUGAACCUUUUAGAAGAUCUAGAGAUAACUGAAGAAAUGAAACUUAAUCCUGAUUUUUGCUUAAAUACACAAAUCAAUCUUAAUUACAACUAUAAACCUUUAUUCAGACUCUUGUGAGAGACUCUGGAGGAAGAAGUUUGACCUCAUGCAAUCAAAAACACCCUGUAACUCGGUUAUAAAAAUCGGUCGGGCGAUAAAUGUAAUAUAUCUAGAACCGCCUUAAUGACCUCUAUUUAUCAUUCAAGCAUUUCCGUUUCCCAAUGAAAAACCCUGCAUACAGAGUGGACCAAAAUUCUGGAAACGCCUAAUUAAUUAUCUCUUAAAUGGAUGGUCUGAACUAUACAAAAGUAGAGAUGCACCUUUCUGCAGUAUGAAGAUUUGAAAGGUGAUAUUUGUAACGUCGCCAGAUUUACUACUGUUCUGAUAUCAUUAGUUACUUUGGUUUCAUAGAUACAACAAAAAUAUGAUAUUUUGGGAUUUCAAAAUUUUGUACUAAAAUUUUCUUAAAUAGUAUAUUAUAUGUACACCUGAAUGGAAAUGAAUUUUGAUACAAAUUUUGAUUUAUAUAAUAUGACUUACCGCGAAAAUAUUUGCAGACCCUCAUCAUUUGGAACGGUUAAAACAUCUUUUUUCAGUAUUACCUAUUCACAUGUUUUAGCGCUCACUUUUGUUAAAUUUCUUAAAACCUGUAAAUAAAAAUAAUAAUUUUAACAAAGCGUAUCAAAAUGUACAAAAAAUAAUUAAAUAUUUGAAUAUUUUUAGAUUGUCGUAGGUCCCAGAAAAGUUUCAUUAACAUUACAAUUGAUUUCAAUAACAGAAGAAAUUGUUUAUUGCCAUCAAAUUUUAAAACACCAGCGUUUCGCUUAGAAACAUUUUUAGUUGACUCAAUUUAAAAACUGUCUAAAAAUACUUUAGACACACAUUUUUUUAUUGGGACACUUCAUAAAUAGGAAACAUUUUAAUGAUUUCAUUAAAAAUCAUCGAUACAAAUUCCUGGUUAAACACGAAAUCUAAAGUUUGACAAGGCAGUAUCCUGGAACCUCAGUUUCACCUAUCAUACAGCGUAGAUUUAACUAUGAGUGACGCGAAUAUCUAAGAAAAAUUUGCAGCGAAAACUUUUCUCUUUCUAUCCCAAGAGAAUAAAAAUCAGUUGGUUUGUAUCACUCAUCGGACGAACUGUCCAUUUCCGAGCAGGAAUAUCUAUGUUCCCUUAGAGUGAAUCAUUUAACAUUGAGCUCAUGUCAUCUUAAUUUUACAAUUUAGUAAUAUUACUAUGUACUUUAAAUCAGUGUUUCUCAACCUUUUUGUGUCAUGUAUGUACCACAAAAUUCUUUUAAUUAUUUUUGGUACCACCUACCUGAAAUACCUAUCAAGCUAGGUAAUCUAAUUAACAACAAAAUGUUGAAUUUUGGCUGUGUUUUUGUUUUGUGUACUACCGCAAAUAAUUAUAUGCUCCACCAGUAGUAUUAUGUACCACUGAUUAAGAACUCCUGCUUUAAAGGAUUUAAUAACCAAAAAUUUGGCUAGUUUCAACUACUUUCAGGACGUUUUACUGAUGAUAAUGACGAUCUGACUGGAGCUAAAACGUUCUGAAGAUUUGUAAUCCCGUUGGAUGUAUUUAAAUUUUUUUUAUAAAAAAUUAACCAUUAUCGUAUACAGCUAACUACUGGGAUUUUCCCUUUUAACUUUUUUUAAUAAAAAUAUCGCUUCAAAAAUAAAAUACAGCCAGUGGCGCAUUAAAGCUAAAUAACAAAGUCUAUUCAAGUGAUUCACAAAGCGAAAAGAAAAUUGUCCACCCACCACAAUCCUUGCAUCAAAAUGAAGUAAAAUAUCUAUAAAAAAUAUAUCUAUAAAUAUACAGUAUGGUGCAAAUGAAAGGAAUAAAUUCGUUAUUUCGUAAACCGGCGACUUUAAGGAAAAAUCCCGAAUCCCGAAAAAAGUCGAUUUUUAUUUUUAAAUUACGAUAUUUUAACAUAUAUAUGUCAUACUAGUGACGUCAUCCAUCUGGGCUUGGUGACGGAAUCAAUGAUUUUAUUAAAUAGGAAUACGGGUCGUGUGCCAGCUCAUUUGAAAGAUCAUUCAGUUAUCUAUUCAGUAAUAUAAACAUUUACAUAAAUAUUUACACAGGGUGUCCAAAAAAAAUUUUAAUUAAAUUAUUUGAGAAAAAAAAACGAAGACUGUAUGUAAUUUAUAUAAUACAUUUUACUGUUACCCAAAAACAGAAAAAAAUGUUUAUUUCAGAAAUAAACAUGGCUUUUCGAUUAAAUUCAAUGUUCAAGCCAGCUCCCGCCAGCCACCUGCGUCUUGGAAGUUUGAACAUUUAAUUUAAGCGAAAAGCAAUGUUUAUUUGUGAUAAAGAUAUUUUUUCUAAUUUCUGACAGCAGUAAAAUGUAUUUUAAAUAAGAUAAAUCACAUAUAUUCUUCUUUUUUUGUCAAAUAAUUUAAUUUAAAAAAAAUUGGACACCCUGUAUAAAUAAUUAUAUAAAUGUUUAUAUUACUGAAUAGGCAAUUGAGUAACCUUUCAAAUGAGGUAGCACACGACCCCUAUUCUUAUUUAACAAAAUCAUCGAUUACGUCAUCACGCCCAAAUGGAUGACGUCACUAGUAUGAGAUAUAUUCCAAAAUAUCCUAAUUUAAAAAAAAUAAAAACAGACUUGUGGGAUUUUUCCUUAAAUUCACCGGUUUGCGAAAUAACGAAUUUAUUCCUUUCAUUUGCACCAUACUGUAUGUCUCACCUGAAGGAAACCUAUAUUUUAUAAAUGAACGCAGUGGACUAUAAACUCGACUUUACUGGCUAAUUAGGUUUAAAUCUAAUCAAAGCUAAUAAAGUUAAUACGAAGAAUAAACUUUGCCUACAAAGUAAUAUUAACUUAUGUGAGGAUUCAGUCGUUCAGGGUUUGUUCCUAACUUCAUCAUUAACCGGUACCUCCAUAUAAACUCCAUUAAAUCAAACAUAAAAUAGUAUUAUGUAAAAUACACUAAACUUUUCAUAGUCGUAUCAACUUGGAUUCUCGUGUCACACAGUAUUUGGUGAUAAAAAGGACUUAAAUGAAAAGUAGAGAGUUGAGGAUUGUGAAAUCGAGAAAAAUAUCUUACUUAGGGCAUAGGAGGAGAUAUAAUAUACAUAUGUGCAAUUCUCUAGUUGAUUCAUUAACAAAAAAAUAGAAAAUCGAAGAGGUGUAGGUAGAAAGGCUUCUUGCUUGAGAAAUAGACAAAAUUGAACAGAAAUGUAAAACGCAUAACGCAUUCUCUUACAUACAGCAGAAAAUCAAGAAUCCUUUGCGAUAAUAUUCGUCAACAUCUGAUAAUUCUGAUAAAAAACACAAGUAGAAGUUGAUUUUCAAGUUAAUACAUGAAAACUUUUCAGUCCUACUGUCGUAAAGAAUAAUAUUUGCUAAAUUUGAAGAAAAACGCGCCACAAAAGAUUACCUUUGAUAAAGUUUUGUAUUUUGAAGCUCUUUUGUGGCGCAUUUUACUUUAAAUUUAUAGCAAAUCGUUCAAAUCUAGCAAAUGUGGCAAAAUCAUUCAAAAUCAAACUACACAAUAAAUAUGCACUAGAAAUAAACAAACCAAGACACGUUGAACGUUACUAGUACUCCCAAACUUUUAGGAGCACUCCCAAACCAUGGUUUACAAUGUAUAUCGUACAUUCCAUGUCAAAUUACUCAGGCAAAAACCUUUGGAUCUCCGAUUUUUCUGAAACUUGGUGUAUAGCUUCUGCGGGACGUAAAAAUAAGACAUUUAAGGUCAAAAAGUGUUCUUCUUUUUUUUCUAAAAAAAUGUUAAGUUAUGCGAUUUUACAGUGAUUUGGUAUGUAUUUAAACAAAUUUGCAUUUUCUAACGUAAAAUAUCAAUUUGGAAAAUAACAUUUUAAUAGAAGUGACUCAUAAAUUUUAUUAUAAGGAAAUAUAAUAAGUUAUUUUGAUUUAAAACACGUUUUUGACAAAAUUUUAGUGAAGAAAACGUUAAAAUAACGUUUUUAAAUUUUUUCCUAAAUUCCCAAAAUACAUCAUAUCCGAUUUGGCUGAAAAUUUGUCCACAGAUACCCAAAACAUAGGAUUUUAUGUGGUUACAAGGAUUUGAAUUAUUUUAUAAUACAAAGAAAGUUACAUGCAACAAUAUCAGACUCAAAAGUAAAUGUCCAGUCGGGUUAGCAUUUGACCUUGCAUGCCGAGCUGCCCAAAAUUUUAUUUUUCUAACCUUUAGAGGUGUCAAUAGUAGCCUAAAUUUAAAAUCUCGAAUGAAUUCCUCCGUUGCGUUGGCCAUUAUCUUGAUUUUAAAGGAUAACCGUUUUUGCUCAACAUCUCCGCCAUUUUUAACUUUUCGACAAAAAUGGUAGGAACUGAAAUUGUUCCAAAUAAAUCGUAUUUACUACAUAUUACAAUUUCUUUACAAUUUUUGUCGUGAAGUCGAUAUUUAGGUCGAGAGGCCGAGUUAAUUGUACUUACAGUAGAUGCCUAUAUUUUUGACUAUGAAAUUGCAUGUAACUUUUUUAGUAUUGUAAAAUAAUUCAAAUCGUUUUCACCACUUAAAGUCUUAUGUUUUGGCUAUCUGUGGGCAAAUUUUCAACUAAAUCGAAAAUUAUGUAUUUUGGGAAUGGAGGAAAAUGUAAAACGUUUUAAAAUUUUAACGUUUUCUACACUAUAAAAUUUUAUCAAAAACCUUUUUUAAAUCAAAAUAACUUGUUAUAAUGCCAUACCAUAUAAUGACAUUUUUGAGUCCCUUCUAUUAAAAUUUUAUUUUUUCCAUUGAUACUUUACAAUAGAAAAUAAAAAUUUGUUUAAAUAAAUACCAAAUCACUGUAAAAUCGCUUAAACAUUUUUGAGAAAAACAAGAAGAAGAAUAAGAACACAUUUCGACAUUAGAUGUCUUAUUUUUACAUUCCGCAGAUGCUAUAUACCAAUUUUCAGACAAAUCGAAGAUCCAAAAGUGUUUUGAUCCAAAAUUGAGUGAUUUGAAACAGAAUAACCCAUAAUACAUUGUAAAUCCCAAAUCAUGAUUUAUAAAUUGUAUACAUUGUAAAUCAUGAUUCGCGAGCGCUCCUCGUAACAUUCAAUGUGUCUUGAUCUAUCCCAAAUCAUGAUUUAAAAAGUUUAUAUAAUGUAAACCAUGAUUAGCGAGCGCUCCUUGUAACAUUCAACGUAUCUUGUUUUGUUUAUUUCUAGAGCAUCUUUUUUGUGAUUUUAGCAUAAGAUUUGAUUUUUCAUCAAAAUGAAAAUAUAUUUUGCGCCGCGUAAUAUUCAUAUCAGCUCUUUUGUAGCUGAAAUAUUGUGUGCGACUGCGCCACUUAUUUUUACUGUGUUUAGCGGUUUUUUAUUCUUGUAAAUAGCUUGAAAGUAUUGUUAAUUUUUUUUAUAUAACUUUCACGAUAAUUUUCGUAAAAUUAUAGUCAUAAUAUAUCUGUAAAGUAUUUUAUUCAGGAGAUAAAAUUGAGUGAACUAAAACAGUUUUUCCAAAUUUUUUGUUUCUAUUUGUUGUUAUUGUGUAUGUUUGUAAUUAUGUAUGUAUGUAAUAUUUAUUGCAAAUGUUUGUAGAAAUAAAUUAUAUUUUAUUGUUA